This is a messenger RNA of Drosophila albomicans, 2239 nucleotides long. It is a transcript of the gene muc, whose product is annotated as dihydrolipoyllysine-residue acetyltransferase component of pyruvate dehydrogenase complex, mitochondrial. Gene Ontology annotation, biological process: pyruvate decarboxylation to acetyl-CoA. Gene Ontology annotation, molecular function: dihydrolipoyllysine-residue acetyltransferase activity. The transcript is spliced from 7 exons. Bases 200 to 1714 code for a protein of 504 amino acids. NCBI's taxonomy places the organism in Eukaryota, Metazoa, Arthropoda, Insecta, Diptera, Drosophilidae. The record is from RefSeq and is a predicted model, not a curated record. Gene Ontology annotation, cellular component: pyruvate dehydrogenase complex.
AGUCGUGACCUAGUGGCGUUAAAUAAGGUCGGCUGCUUGCAAACCUUCGGUUUAAAACUUUUCGACUUAUAAUUCGAUUCGAUUUACUUAUCCAAAUUACGAAAACGCAUUCGCGAUAUUAAUUUAAACUCAUUGGUAUCAUUUAAGCGCGUCCAGGCGACAGAUAAUUCCACAUCGAAUAAAUUAUAAAAAGACGAGAAUGUUGCGUUCAUUGAGUACAACACGAAAAGAACUCGGCGCUCUACGCGCUGUCUUCCUCCGGUCUCAGGCUGUGCGACGUGGGGCCAACUAUGGAGUGCGUGCUCUGAGCAACACCUGUCAUCUACAGGCAAACAGCUCAACGUUGAACAAACCGAUCCUUAGCAAACCCCAAGUGCUGUCGACAUGGGGCUACAACUUUGCCCGUUCCUACGCCAGCCUGCCGGAGCACAUACGCGUACCUCUGCCCGCUCUGUCACCCACAAUGGAACGCGGAUCCAUUGUCAGCUGGGAGAAGAAGGAAGGCGACAAGCUUAACGAAGGCGAUCUGCUGUGCGAGAUUGAAACUGAUAAGGCUACCAUGGGCUUUGAGACUCCAGAGGAAGGUUAUCUGGCCAAGAUAUUGGUUCCCGGUGGCAGUAAGGAUGUGCCGAUUGGUCAAUUGGUUUGCAUCAUUGUGCCCGACGCGGAGAGCGUAGCUGCCUUUAAAGAUUUCCAGGAUACCGGAAGUGCACCAGCUGCUGCACCAGCAGCCGCUGCUCCACCCCCACCAGCGCCUGUGGCCGCUGCCCCAGUUGCCGCCGCAGUUGCACCACCACCACCGCCACCACCAGCUGCCGCACCAGCAGGUAGUCCAGCACCCCCAAGUGGCGGUCGCGUCUAUGCUAGUCCCAUGGCCAAGAAAUUAGCCGAAACUCGACAGAUGCGCUUACAAGGCAAAGGUUCUGGUGUCCAUGGCUCACUUAAAUCUGGUGAUCUUGCAGCCGCACAACCAAAACCAGCACCCGCCGCCGCCGCUGCGAAGCCAGGAGCUCCUGCUGCCUUCAAGGACAUCCCACUGACCACUAUGCGUUCAGUGAUUGCCAAACGCCUGCUCGAGUCUAAGCAAAAUCUGCCACACUAUUACGUGACUGUCGAAUGCGAAGUCGACAAGCUAUUGAAGCUGCGCGCCAAUGUGAACAAGAAGUACGAGAAGGAAGGCGUUCGUGUUUCCGUCAAUGACUUCAUUAUCAAGGCAGUGGCAACAGCUUGCCGCAAGGUGCCCGAAGCGAACUCGGCGUGGAUGGAUACUUUCAUCCGGGAAUACAGCGAUGUCGAUGUCUCAGUGGCCGUAUCCACAGACAAGGGCCUCAUCACUCCCAUUGUCUUCAGUGCCGAUCGCAAGGGUGUCGUAGAAAUCUCGAAGAGCGUCAAGGAGCUGGCCGGCAAGGCGCGCGAUAACAAGCUGCAGCCACAUGAAUUCCAGGGUGGCACCAUCUCUAUUUCUAACUUGGGCAUGUUUGGUGUCAACCAAUUCUGCGCUGUCAUCAACCCCCCGCAAUCCUGCAUCUUGGCCAUUGGCACCACAACGAAAAAGCUCGUGGCGGAUCCCGACAGUCUCAAAGGCUUCAGGGAAGUUAAUGUUCUGACCGUUACGCUGAGCGCUGAUCAUAGAGUGGUCGAUGGUGCCGUGGCUGCCGUUUGGCUGAAACACUUCCGUGAAUUCAUGGAGGAUCCACAGACAAUGAUACUGUAAAUGAAUCACCUCAAUGCGGAUCAGAUAGCUAGGAAAGAGUGAAGCCACACUCUGGAGAGUGGCAUUUACUCUGUCAACAUGCCAUUCUGCUGCUGCCAAGCAUAAUAGCUCCUGGUUCAUAUAACGUCUGCACUUUCGAUGUUAUAUAUAAAAUAUUGUAUAUUAUUUUUUUAAAAUUGGCUUGCUGUCCCUAUAAGAAUCCACGUUGUGCGUUUUAAAGUCGAUUUGGCACUAACUUGGUUUUUAAAUCUAUGAAACAUAAAUAAUAAUGUGUAAUGUAGUAAAAUUGAUCGUACAUAAUAAUAAUAAUCGAUAUUAUUUACAUACUCGACACGCCAACGAAAUACAACUCAAAUCAGAAACUCAAAUCCCAUUUAUAACACAAAACACACCGCUUAAGCAGCCGUUAAAAUUUUUGUUGACUAAUAAUUUUGUAUGUGACACUUCAUAUUAUUUUAGAGGAACAUUGCAAUACCCCAAAAACUGUUGAAUAAACAAAUUACAAUGUAAUCUAUUUUAAAUUUA